CCAGAUAUGUUUACGGACAUUCACUGUACGCUACGUAAGUAUUUAUUUUUACGUUUUCGGAAUUAAAAUAACAUCCAGCGAGGUGAUGGAUAAACAGUGCAAACAGUUUAUUUGUGAAAUCUCACAUUAAACGUAACGCUUUCAAGCAAUAAUAAUAAGCUUGCAACAUACGUCGGACAUGGAGGACGAUGCACCUGUGAUAUACGGCCUCGAAUUUCAGGCUCGUGCACUAACUUCCCAGACAGCUGAAUCGGAUGCCAUUCGUUUUCUUGUGGGCACCCAGUCCCUCAAAUUUGACAAUCAGAUCCACAUCAUUGACUUUGAUGAUGAGAAUAACAUCAUUAGUAAGAGCGUCCUGCAGCACCAGGCAGGGGAGAUAUGGCACAUCAGCGCCAGUCCUGCAGAUAAAGCCGUGCUGACGACCUGCUACAACAAAACCAGUGAGAGUCGCGUGGUGACGUGUGGGGCUGUUUGGAGGAUGCCCCCAGAGUGGGAGUCAGGGAGCCAUGAAUCCCCAGACGAUCCCCACAACUCCCACAACCCCCAGAACCUGGAACUCCUCUGUCACCUUGACAACAGCUCCCACGGCAACGCCUCCUGUGUCCUGUGGGAGCCCAUGGGAGAUGGGAAGCAUGUGAUCUCUCUGGCUGAUAACCACGCUCUGCUCUGGGACCUGACGGAGAGCUCUACCCAGGCCACGAUCUCCAGCAGUGCCACCUUAGAGGGUAAAGGUCAACUGAAGUUCACGGCUGGGAAGUGGAGUCCACAUCACAACUGUACCCAGCUGGCCACAGCCAACGACACAGCCAUCAGAGGCUGGGACCUCCGUACCAUGAGUCAGAUCUACUGCAUCGAGAAUGCUCACGGGCAGCUGGUUCGAGACCUGGACUUCAAUCCUAACAAACAGUACUACCUGGCCAGCUGUGGGGACGACUGCAAGGUCAAAUUCUGGGACGUGAGAAACAUCAACGAGCCAGUUAAGAACCUGGAAGAGCACUCCCACUGGGUGUGGAGCGUGCGCUACAACCACUCUCAUGACCAGCUGGUGCUGACCGGCAGCAGUGACAGCAGGGUGAUUCUGUCCAACAUGGUGUCCAUCUCCUCCGAGCCCUUCGGUCACCUGGUGGACGACGAUGACCUCAGCGACGGAGAGGACAACCACCAGGACGAGAAAACUAAGGAGCCACUGCAGGACAGUAUCAUAUCUACCUAUGAAGAGCAUGAGGACAGUGUAUACGCGGUGGAGUGGUCCUCGGCAGACCCAUGGCUCUUUGCCUCUCUCAGCUACGACGGCAGACUGGUCAUCAACAGGGUCCCCCGCGCACUCAAAUACCAUAUCCUGCUCUAGACAGACCUCACACUGGACUGAGAAAAGAGGGGUAUGGGGAGAGAGGGGUAUGGGGAGAGAGGGGGAGGGAUCGCGAGAGAGGGAUAGAGGGCAAUGGAUGGGGAGAGAGGGAUGGGGAGGGGUGUGGAGAGAGGGAAAUGGGGAGGAAUGGGGAGAGAGGAAUAGAGGGCAAAGAAUGGGGAGGGAUGGGGAGAGUGGAAUAUAGGGCGAAGAAUGGGGAGGGAUGCGGAGAGAGGAAUAGAGGCAGAAGAAUGGGGAGAGAGGAAUAGAGGGCGAAGAAUGGGGAGGGAUGGGGAGAGAGCAAUAGAGGGGGGAGGGGUGUGGAGAGAGGGAAAGGGGGCGAGGGAUGAGGAGAGAGGAAUAGAGGGCAAAGAAUUGAGAGAGGAAUAGAGGGGGGGGAUGUGGAGAGAGGGAAAGAGGGCGAGGGAUGGGAGUGAGGGGGGAGAUGGGCAGGGCGAGGGAUGGGAAGGGAGGGGGAACCAACUGUGUCCGAGGGCCGUCAGGAGAGCCACACUCACCAGACCCUGCACACACACGCUCUCGCACUCCCUCUUGCUAUUCCUCUCUCGCUCUGUCUCUGUUUCUUUCUCUCUCUCUCUAUCGCUCUCUUUCCCAACCUCCCAUUCAAUGAAAUAGCUGAUAACGCAAACAAUUCCAUUCCCCUUUAAUGAUGCAGAUGACUAUGUAUGUUUGGACAGAAAAUACAGAAAAACUGCUAUAUAUCUGUUCUGAAUAUUGUCAAUUAAAUGCUAUGUAUGUAAA
Messenger RNA from Salvelinus fontinalis (brook trout), 2110 nucleotides. Its product is annotated as EARP-interacting protein homolog. The record is from RefSeq and is a predicted model, not a curated record. The transcript is spliced from 9 exons. Gene Ontology annotation, biological process: protein ubiquitination. Bases 179 to 1348 code for a protein of 389 amino acids. NCBI's taxonomy places the organism in Eukaryota, Metazoa, Chordata, Actinopteri, Salmoniformes, Salmonidae. Gene Ontology annotation, molecular function: protein binding.